CAGGGUCACGUGGGCCACAGCAGUGGGCUUUCCUGAUGGCUCCGCACCACAUGAGGCACCUGUCAGAGAAGGUGCCGAGGGACUCACUCACACAGCAGGACCAGUUUUGUGCGGGUGCAUACUGCUCCUUUUAUGGACGAAGAAGGAGCCCCUUGGGAUGGGCCUGUGUGCACUUGUGGUUGGGGAGCUUGGGGGACUUUGCAGGCCUCCCUACCAAGCCUGCCCAACAUUGUCUUGUCCUUGGCGUCCAAGGGCCCUAUUUUCCCGGCUCCUGCAGCGCUUUCUCUAGGGCCUUGGUUGCAGGUAGCGGCCGCCCAAGGCUGCCCAAAGUCCAGGUGUCCCCUUGCUCCUGACACCUGGUGGGUGGGGAGGUGGCCAGGUCAUGGGAUCAGCCAUCAGCUGAGAGCCCUUUCCCUUCCCCACCCUACACUAACGGGCAUGGGCGGAGCUGGCCUGGGGGCUGCCCUCUGGUCCCCUACAAUCCCUUGUUGGACCAGGUUGAAGCAAAUUCUUGUUCUUAUGGCUUGACCUGCUGGCCUUGCCUGACCAAACCGGAACCAGCCAGCUAUUGCCUUUGGGCCAGGGCCUGGGGUUGAGGCUACUGCAACCAGCUUGUUCUUGCCUUCUGGGGGGCCUCAGGCAGCGCCCAGCCCUGGGUGGUCCCCACAGGACAGGGCUGCCAGGCCUGGAGAGCUGGAGGUCAGGCCAGGAGCCCUCCAAUUGUGGGGCCACCCAAGGGCUGGCCCUGAGCUAGGAGUCCCUGUGGGACACAGGCUACCAUGGAUACUUGUGGGGGACAACUGGGUCCCUGUGGCUGGCGGAACAUCCCUUCUCUGGGGUGUACUGGGCCUGGGGGCUGGCUCAAUGUGGGAUGGCAGCGUUGGGCUUGGCUGGCGAACCAGGGAAUGGUGUGGCCAGAUUGGGCAGCUGGGGCCCGAAUCUAGGCCAUGCGUCUGUAGAAUGACAAGCGAUGGCGCAGACAGCCUACUGGGCCUGGGCAUGGUCUGCCCAGCAGGGCCACACACCCUGUCCUGAGCCCCAGCCUGGCUGCCCCCAUAGCCAGCAACUUCUGGCCUUGGCAGGGAAGCUCAGGGGACGAUCAUCCAUCCUUGUGGGUGGUGUCCCUGGGUCUCAGACUUUGGGCCUCUUGGAAGCUGGGGAGCCCAGGGCAGAGGACAGACUUAGGCCUACCUUGGGAAUGAGCUUGCACCCCAACUCCUUACCACCUUGGCUCAGCUUUGCCCCUCUUGCCUAGUGCCUGCAGUGUCCUCAGCUUGGGUCACUGUCACAGAUGGGUGAACAGGAAGGAGUCUACCACCAACCACUUGGGGUCCUCCUGUGGGCUUCUCACCCUUGGUCUGAGUCCCAGGGCUCAGACUGGGUCCCAAUGACUGUGUGGCACAGAUGUACCCUAACCAGAGCCCCUGGCCCACUCUUGGCUGCCUUUGCCUGCUGGCAGCCUGAGCCUGGCUUUCUUGCCACUCUUGAAGGCAUGUCCUGUUGCCCAGCUUCCCCCUCUGCUGCUCUUGUUGCCAAGAUGAGAGUUGGGGUGCUGGAGAGACACACUUCUGAACAUCCCUUCUCUGGGGAGCUUUAAUACAGCAAGUGGAGACUGUCUGGUGUGUGCCUGUGAUGCCCAUGAGUGGAUUUCACAUUACCAACUGGUGACAGAUAGGAUAAGACUUGCUGAGGCCUUCUCUGUGUGUUUUGCUGGGGAUGUGGCCCUGCUUCUGAGUGUGUGUCUGAGUGGCAUAUUGGUGUGCAAGUCUUUGAGGCAGAGUCAAGUCCUUGGGGCAGACUGGCUGGUAGAGCUGACGGUAUAGAUGCUGUUUGCACACCCAUUUGAAUGUUUGGGCUGGCAGGACUCCAGGCUGCUGACCCUUCCUCACUCAGGACUUGCUGCAGCCUCCACCUGCAGAGGCCAUGGGGCCGGAACCCGGCCAGCAGGUGCAGGUGGUCUUUGGCAGUGGGGACACUGUGGAGCUGAGCUGCUACCCGCCUGGAGGUGGCCCUGUGGGCCCCACCGUCUGGGUCAAGGAUGGUGAGGGGCUGGUGUCCUCAGACCGUAUCCUGGUGGGGCCCCAGCAGCUGCAGGUACUGAAUGCCUCCCAUGAAGAUGCCGGGGCCUAUAGCUGCCGGCAGCAGCUCACACAGCGUGUCCUGUGCCGCUUCGGUGUACGUGUGACAGAUGCCCCCUCCUCAGGAGAUGAUGAGGACGGAGAGGAUGUGGCUGAAGACACAGCAGGGGCCCCGUACUGGACUCGGCCCGAGCGGAUGGACAAGAAGCUGCUGGCUGUGCCAGCCGCCAACACUGUGCGGUUCCGCUGCCCGGCUGCUGGCAGCCCCACGCCCUCCAUCUCCUGGCUGAAGAAUGGCAAGGAAUUCCGUGGGGAGCAUCGCAUCGGGGGCAUCAAGCUGCGGCACCAGCAGUGGAGCCUGGUCAUGGAGAGCGUGGUGCCCUCUGACCGCGGCAACUAUACCUGCGUGGUGGAGAACAAGUUUGGCAGCAUCCGGCAGACAUACACACUGGAUGUGCUGGAGCGCUCUCCACACCGGCCCAUCCUGCAGGCAGGGCUGCCAGCCAACCAGACGGCUGUGCUGGGAAGCGACGUGGAAUUCCACUGCAAGGUGUACAGUGAUGCCCAGCCGCACAUCCAGUGGCUAAAGCACGUGGAGGUGAACGGCAGCAAGGUGGGCCCUGAUGGCACACCCUACGUCACAGUGCUCAAGUCCUGGAUCAGUGAGAAUGUGGAGGCAGACGCGCGCCUCCGCCUGGCCAAUGUGUCGGAGCGGGACGGGGGCGAGUACCUCUGUAGAGCCACCAAUUUCAUAGGCGUGGCUGAGAAGGCCUUUUGGCUGCGUGUUCACGGGCCCCGAGCAGCAGAGGAGGAGCUGGCGGAGGUGGACACAGCUGGCAAUGUGUAUGCAGGCAUCUUCAGCUACGGGGUGGGCUUCUUCCUCUUCAUCGUGGUGGUGGCAGCGGUGACGCUGUGCCGCUUGCGCAAUCCCCCCAAGAAGGGCCUGGGCUCCCCCACCGUGCACAAAGUCUCCCGUUUCCCGCUCAAGCGACAGGUAACAGUGUCCUUGGAGUCCAACUCAUCCAUGAACUCCAACACACCGCUGGUUCGCGUCGCCCGGCUGUCCUCAGGAGAGGGCCCCACGCUGGCCAACGUGUCUGAGCUUGAACUGCCAGCCGACCCCAAGUGGGAGCUGUCUCGGUCUCGGCUGACACUGGGCAAGCCUCUCGGGGAGGGCUGCUUCGGCCAGGUGGUCAUGGCGGAGGCCAUCGGCAUCGACAAGGACCGUGCUGCCAAGCCGGUCACUGUGGCCGUGAAGAUGUUGAAAGAUGAUGCCACUGACAAGGACCUUUCGGACCUGGUGUCAGAGAUGGAGAUGAUGAAGAUGAUCGGCAAGCACAAGAACAUCAUCAACCUGUUGGGAGCAUGCACGCAGGGCGGGCCCCUGUACGUGCUAGUGGAGUAUGCUGCCAAAGGCAACCUGCGGGAGUACCUGCGGGCGCGGCGCCCCCCAGGUCUGGACUACUCCUUUGACACCUGCAAGCUGCCUGAGGAACAGCUCACUUUCAAGGACCUGGUGUCCUGUGCCUACCAGGUGGCCCGGGGCAUGGAGUACUUGGCCUCCCAGAAGUGCAUCCACAGGGACCUGGCUGCCCGAAACGUGCUGGUGACUGAAGACAAUGUGAUGAAGAUUGCGGACUUUGGCCUGGCCCGCGACGUGCACAAUCUGGACUACUACAAGAAGACCACCAAUGGCCGGCUGCCUGUGAAGUGGAUGGCACCCGAGGCCCUCUUUGACCGCGUCUAUACCCACCAGAGUGACGUCUGGUCCUUUGGGGUCCUGCUCUGGGAGAUCUUCACCCUGGGGGGCUCCCCGUAUCCUGGCAUCCCCGUGGAGGAGCUUUUCAAACUACUCAAGGAGGGCCACCGCAUGGACAAGCCAGCCAACUGCACGCAGGACUUGUACAUGAUCAUGCGUGAGUGCUGGCAUGCAGUGCCCUCACAGAGGCCCACCUUUAAGCAGCUGGUGGAGGACCUGGACCGUAUCCUCACUGUGACAUCCACUGACGAGUACCUGGACCUGUCGGUGCCUUUCGAGCAGUACUCUCCUGGGGGCCAGGACACACCUAGCUCCAGCUCUUCUGGGGACGAUUCUGUGUUCACACAUGACCUACUGUCCUCGGCCCCGCCUGGCAGUGGGGGCCCUCGGACGUGAAAGGCCACGGCCCUGCAGGCCGAACCCGUCAAUGUGAGCACGAAACCCGGCCCACCCUGCUGCCACUGGGGUGCCGUGGCCUGGGCCUGAGCCUGUGCAGAUGGGCGUACGCAUGGGGGCUGCACAUCUCUGUGUGUGAGGGAGGUCUCCCGCGUGCACGCGCAGUCCCAGGACACCUGUGCUGCUGUAUAACGCCCUUCUGAGUGGCUGGUGCCAAGAGCCGAGGGGCGUUAUUCUGGGGCACAAAUAUAGAAUGUAAAGGGGCCAACUCCAAGGAGAAUCUCGGAGUGGGCUGCAACCCCCCGUCCGCAAGCUGAGCCCACAGGGUAGCCCCUUGUGGUGAGCCCUGCAUCCGCGUGGCACCUUGCACCUGGGGGCGGCGACAGCUCCCUACUUCCAGGUUUCCCUGCUGCCCACCCUCCCCUCAGACUGAAAUUACGGGUACCUGAAGGUGGAAGCCUUUUCCUUCUGUCUGAAAGGUUUAUUCCAGAAACAAGUGUACAUUUCUAUAAAUAGAUGCUGUGCAUAUGGUAUGUAUACAUAUAUAUAAGAGUCUCUAUGUGGGGGAGAUGGCAGUGGGCUGGGUGGGGAGACCCCCAUGCAAGCAAGUGGAGGGGCAAAGGGGCUUUUCUGGCAUCGCAGUUUUGUUUUAAAAAUUGUACCUGGAUUGUAUAUUUGUAAAGCUAUUUAUCAACUCCCGAAACCCUAGUCUCCCCACGUGGGUAAUGUUUAGCCGGCCACACAGCAGAGAUUUAAAUUGUAACUUAUUAACAGCUGACGUUCAUGCUGCGUGCAGAGGGCUUGUGAGAAUGCACAUCUAGCUGCAAGCCGCCUCACAGGCUGUGUGCUGGAGGUGGUCCAGCAAGCAUUUGAUUUCCUUUGGCCUAUUGCAAGGGAAUUAGAUUUGUAGAGGACCUUUCUUUAGAUUUAUUUCUUUGGACUUCAGAGCAAGCUGGCAUUUUCAUAGAUUCUUCUAAUUGCUGUGUACUCUGGGGGAGGGCCGGCGCUGUGUGCAGGUUCAGAUGUUAUUAGAUGUUACAAGUUUAUAUCUUAUCUAUAUAUAUAUAAUUUAUUGAGUUUUUACAAGAUGUAUUUGCUGUAGACUUAACACUUUUUACACAAUGCUUCUAGACUUUUAUAGCCCAGACUGCUACCUUUCAAAACUUGGGAGAGAAAGCCGUGAAUUCGCUUUUAUCCCCUUUUUGUACUGUUCUUGGGCCCACGCUGGGUGGCUAAGUCUUGCCUGUCCGUCAGCUGCUGGCCAGCCAGCAAGGCCAGGGUGGCCACUCAGACCUCUCCUCAGGGCCCAGCCAUGGUGGCCAGUGGUGUUGACCCACACCAGCCAGCGUGACUUUGUGACCCAGAUGUCCUUUCCAAGAAUAAAGAGAUGACUUGUUCCAGC
Messenger RNA from Octodon degus (degu), 5635 nucleotides. It is a transcript of the gene Fgfr3, whose product is annotated as fibroblast growth factor receptor 3. Gene Ontology annotation, cellular component: signaling receptor complex; membrane. Lineage: Eukaryota; Metazoa; Chordata; Mammalia; Rodentia; Octodontidae. Gene Ontology annotation, molecular function: ATP binding; fibroblast growth factor binding; fibroblast growth factor receptor activity. Gene Ontology annotation, biological process: positive regulation of MAPK cascade; protein phosphorylation; multicellular organism development. The record is from RefSeq and is a predicted model, not a curated record. The transcript has 17 exons. The coding region runs from base 1924 to 4233 and encodes 769 amino acids.